This is a messenger RNA of Dovyalis caffra, 294 nucleotides long. The record is from the annotation of a GenBank genome assembly. Lineage: Eukaryota; Viridiplantae; Streptophyta; Magnoliopsida; Malpighiales; Salicaceae.
AUGGGGAGGGGUAGUAGGAGUUUGAGGGCCAUUUUUGGAGCUGUUAUAUUUUGGGGUGUGAUUUGGUUCUUGUAUGUUGGAAUCCUAGCAAACCGAGCAACGACACUAAUGGCAAGAAUUAGAGUUUCAUCAGCUGGAACUUUGAAGCAUUUGAAGUUAAGUGGAAGAGAGAGUCAUGUUAUUCAUCAUGACUUGGAUCUCAAUUAUGUGAGCAAGAGAAGAGUGCCCAAUGGACCUGAUCCCAUUCACAACAGGAAAACAUCCCUGUCUAGACAACCACCUGGUCGAUCCUAA